ACCUGGGAGGCGGCGGCGGCGGCGGGAUGAGCGAGGCGGAGGCAGCGCCGACGGUGGUGUUGGCCCCCGUGGGGCCCCAGCCGGGCCCCGUGGUGGUGAUGGUGGGACCGGUGGUUGGGGGAGACCUGCAGAAGCCGGGGCCCGGGGGGGCAGUCGUCCCCCUGUCCCCGGCGCCCCUAACCGGGGGGCCUGUCACCUCAGCAACGGCGGCCCCGGUCCCCGCCCGGAGCCAGGCGGACAAACCGGUCCUGGCAACCCAAGUCUUAGGCACCGUCAAAUGGUUCAACGUCCGCAACGGCUACGGAUUCAUCAACAGGAACGACACCAAGGAGGAUGUCUUUGUCCACCAGACUGCCAUUAAACGGAACAACCCCCGCAAGUUUCUCCGCAGCGUAGGGGAUGGGGAGACGGUGGAGUUUGAUGUCGUGGAAGGAGAGAAGGGUGCCGAAGCUGCCAACGUGACCGGCCCCGGCGGGGUCCCGGUGAAGGGGAGCCGCUACGCCCCAAACCGGCGCCGCUUCCGUCGCUUCAUCCCGCGGCCCCGGCCGGCGGCGGCACCCCUGGCCCUGGUGGCCGACGGCUCCGUGGGCGGGGCGGAGCCCGGCAGCGAGGGGGAGCGGGCCGACCACCCCGGCCAGCGGCCCCGCCGCCGCCGCCCGCCCCCCUUCUUCUACCGCCGGCGCUUCGUGCGCGGCCCCCGGCCCCCCGACCCCCAGCAGCAAGGGGAGGGCCCAGAGGGAUCGGAGCCCAAAGACGCCACCUCCUUAGACGGGGACCAGCAUCAGGGCGAUGACAGGGUCGCCCUGCCCCGCUUCCGGCCCCGCUACCGCAGGCCCUUCCGCCCCCGGCCUCCCCAACAGCCCACCACGGAGGGCGGGGACGGGGAGACCAAGCCCCUGCAGGGCCCCGCCGACAGCUCCCGGCCCGAGCCCCAGCGGCCCCGCAAUCGGCCGUACUUCCAACGCCGCCGGCAGCAGCAACCGCCACCACCGCCUCCCGGGCCCCGGACACACGUCACCACCACCGCCGAGGCCGAGCUCAAAGAGCCAGCAUCCCUGGGCCUCCUCCCCGUGGAUGCCCCUGGUCCUCAGGAGGGGCCCCUGGAGAACCUGAAGCCCCUGCUGCCUCCGCUGGAGCCUCAGAAUCAGCUGCUGGACACCCCAGCCCCCCUGCCCGGCUGUGACCCCACCACCGCCCUCCUGGAGUGACACCCACCAGGGGUCACACGGAGCCGCCACCUUGGUAACAUCCAUCUGCUCCCCUCAACCUCCAAACCACCUGCGGCACGAAAACGGCGGCUGCCCCAUCACCCACCCCGGCCCCGUCUCCCCAAGAUCCAGGAGCCGAGCGACUGUUUGAUUUUGUUUCUCCUCCCUGACGGUGGAGGCGGAGGGUGGGGAGAAGCUCGGUCCCCGCCCCCGGCCUACUCCAGGGGCCGCCCGCCUCCCCCCGACCUCUCCCUCCUGGCUGUUGUGCUCUUCCGCCCCUUGGUUUAUUUUUUUGGGUUCUCUAUCCUGGCCGCAGCAGUGUUGUGACGCGUGUCCCCCGCCACCCGGACCGCAGCAGUAAAAAUAAAUUGGCACAAAUGCCCGCCACGGGCGUCCCGCUC
Messenger RNA from Tachyglossus aculeatus (Australian echidna), 1609 nucleotides. It is a transcript of the gene YBX2, whose product is annotated as Y-box binding protein 2. Gene Ontology annotation, cellular component: nucleus. The transcript has 10 exons. NCBI's taxonomy places the organism in Eukaryota, Metazoa, Chordata, Mammalia, Monotremata, Tachyglossidae. The coding region runs from base 27 to 1208 and encodes 393 amino acids. The record is from RefSeq and is a predicted model, not a curated record. Gene Ontology annotation, molecular function: nucleic acid binding. Gene Ontology annotation, biological process: regulation of gene expression.